Molecule: messenger RNA, 1494 nt
Organism: Pristis pectinata (smalltooth sawfish)
Lineage: Eukaryota; Metazoa; Chordata; Chondrichthyes; Rhinopristiformes; Pristidae
Product: protein eyes shut homolog
Exons: 3
Coding region: 1-1494 (497 amino acids)
Molecular function (GO): calcium ion binding
Source: RefSeq, a predicted model, not a curated record
AUGGAGACUGUCAAUGUGUGUGAUCCCGAGCACGAGCCUCCACACCAGUGUGCCCCAAGAGCUCUCUGCAUCCCAUUACCUGACGGUUACACCUGCCGUUGCCCUUUGGGCACCACAGGGAUCCACUGCAAGAAAGCUCUGACCAUCAGCGACCCCUCCUUCACAAGUAAUGAGUCCUCCUGGAUGGCGUUCUCUCCCUUUAACAUCCGCCACAAGGCCCACAUUAGGAUGCAGUUCCUUCCUCGGUCACCAGAUGGCAUCCUGUUCUACACUGCACAGCAUCUCAGCACUCAGUCGGGAGACUUCUUGAGCAUUGGACUGAUGCAUGGAUUUGUGCAGCUUCGUUACAAUUUAGGGGAUGCUACAAUUGUCUUGCACACAGCCAAAGCAGUGGACACAACUGGAAAAACCUGGCACUUAGUAGAAGCUGGCCGGACUGGAAACCAAGGAUACCUGGCACUGGACAGCAUCAGUGUGAUCAGACCCUCCAGUGUUGGCAUGACUGCGUUGGACACCAAAACUCUUUUCUUUGUGGGUGGAGUACCCAACUUGAACGAGAUCAAUCCAAUGGCAGUAGAGCAUGAACCCGUGGGCUUUGACGGUUGUGUCAGGGAAGUUGUGGUGAAUGAUUUUGAACUCAAAUUGACUGAGAAGGGGGCCAAAGAUGGAAGCAACGUUGGUGAUUGCGACGGAACAGCUUGUGGUUACAAAAUAUGUGAAAACGAGGGAAACUGCAGUUUGGACUCAGCAGGUAAUUUCUUCUGUACCUGCCCAUCUUUGUGGGUUGGCACCAAUUGUGAGAUAUCUGUGAUCUGCCUCAAUAAUCGGUGCAAACACGGGUCUCUCUGUAUUCCUAACCUCUCCUCUACAACGUACAGCUGUGCUUGUGCCUUAGGAUGGGAAGGGGUCCAUUGUGAGAACAAAACUGUGCUCACCACUGCAAAGUUUUCUGGCAACUCUUACGCCAAAUACAGUGACCCGUUGUACCUGAAGAGAGAUCUCCGCUUUACCUCCAUCUCUCUCAACUUCACCACUAGUCAGAAGGAAGGUCUGAUUUUAUGGAUGGGGAAAGCGGAGAAUGAAGACAACGAUUAUCUUACCGUUGGCAUCUCCAAUGGAUACCUCAAGAUCGGGGUAAACCUGGGGGAAAGAAUUAUUCUGCCAUUUGUCUUCAGAAACACCUCAGUCUGUUGUGACAACUGGCACUCUGUGUCUAUUCAUCAAAACCAGACUACCAUCACUGUGAAGCACAACAACAAGAGGAUACUUUACGAAGACUUGGAUCCACGGAGAAGAUAUGUUGCUUUGAAUUAUGGGGGAGUUUGCUACUUUGGUGGUUUUGAGCUCUCCAGGAAAGUGAAGACCGUCACGGCUGGACUCUUUACCCAAGGAUUAGUGGGCCGAAUUAAAGAUGUUUUUAUAUUUAAGGACCCAAGACAGGUCCUAUUUUCUCAUAACAUGGAAGGAUACAAUAUUUUAAAUGGAGAUGAAUAG